CGUAAGUAGCCUGAUCUUCGAAAGAGUAGUUGUUUUCCUAUUCAUAUGAGGAUGGGCCAAGCAAGAACUCACAGAUCUCACUUUUAUGUGAUUCCUCCCAUCUCCAUCAUCGGGUUGUUGUCAGUCUGACACAUUCCCAAUCGACAUUACGCUCUGUGUCCAUGAUGCUUGAGCCACGGGCAGCAGCUGGGCUGCCUCACAAUCCACAUGGACAAGGCCUCGCGACUGUCAGCAUCAUCAUGUGCUGCAUCGCAGCAUUCCUGGUGGUCAGUCGACUGCUUGUUCGGUUUUUGCACAAUCGCAUGACCGGAUGGGAUGAUUAUACUCUGGUAGUCUCCAUGAUGCUGGCCAUCGGAAUGACCGUCUGCUAUAACAUGGAGGUCUAUCACGGUAUGGGCCUGCAUACGAAACAGGUCGACGCCCACCAGCGUAUGCUGGCUUACGAGUGGUUGUGGGCAGCACAGUUAUUAUAUAAAUUCGCCAAUGGCACCACCAAGAUCUCCAUUGUGCUUCUAUACCUUCGGAUCUUCCCCAGCAGAAUGUUCAAAAUCGUUUCCUGGGCGGUCAUUGCCUAUGUGAUGGCGUAUUGCACUGCGGCCGUAUGCACGAGUAUCUGGCAAUGCAAACCAAUUGCCAAAGCAUGGAACAAGACCAUGCCGGGCCACUGCAUCGACAUCGGCCAGCUGUGGUAUGCAAACUCGGCCUUUACCAUCUUCGCCGACCUGCUCCUCAUCGCCAUGCCGAUGAAGCAAAUCGCCAAGCUGAAGUUGCCGAUAUCCCAGAAGUUGGGUUUGAUUUUUGUGUUUAGCUUGGGUAUUUUUGUGAUGGUAUGCACCAUCAUUCGGUGUGUCAUGCUCGGUCCAACAACGUCUAAAAAAGACUCACUUUACUACCAAGCUGAGUCCAACAGCUGGACAUUCCUCGAGGUCGACGUCUCCAUCAUCUGCGCCUCGUUGCCAAUCCUAAAAGCACCUUUGCAACGAUUGCUUCCUCGCGUUUUUGGCACGAAAUCCUCUGCGGCCAAGUCGGCCGACUACUCAAAGUCGACCUCAUACAAAGCCGGCGUCGAAGGCCCGAAUAUUGCGAUGAAUAGUAGUCGCCGAUCUGGUCUGCCUGCGAAGAGUGACACGGCCAGUGAUGAGGAACAGAUGAUCGAAUCUGGUGGGAUCAUGAAGACAACGAAUGUGACGCUGGAUUAUGAAGAGGUGGACCUUGACAAAGACUCCGAGAGGAAGCACGGCAGACGGGAGUUUGACUUUUUCAGUUGAAUCAGGGACUGCUUGUCAAGGGGCCAACCGUUCUAAAGUCAAUGUACAAAAUCAUUAUGCCAGGAGAAUUUCCCCGUGAAAUCGAGUCAGACAGUCGGCCUCGAUGUUCGACGACGGUCCUACAGCCAUAUGUCGAAGAGCGCUGUGGCGAGACACGACCAUGUGCGCAUACCUUGACCAA
Exophiala viscosa is the source of this 1449-nucleotide messenger RNA. RefSeq lists its product as uncharacterized. The record is from RefSeq and is a predicted model, not a curated record. NCBI's taxonomy places the organism in Eukaryota, Fungi, Ascomycota, Eurotiomycetes, Chaetothyriales, Herpotrichiellaceae. Bases 162 to 1268 code for a protein of 368 amino acids. The transcript has 6 exons.